GAGUUGAGACUGUCAACCUCGAGAAAAGUUUCCUCACUGAUUCCGCAACCUGAGAACACCGCCAACGCCCUUUGAAGACGAAGAGGAAAGCCAAGAUAGUGAUACCCAUUGCCCAGUGAUGAGCAGAGGAGGAGGUGGUGGUGGAAGAGGAAGGAGCCAUGGUAAUUACACGAACCCCUGCUUGACCAUGCACCAACCAUGGGCUUCCCUGUUAGUUUAUGGGAUCAAGCGCAUUGAAGGCAGGUCAUGGCCUGCUCCUAUUCGAGGCCGCCUUUGGAUUCAUGCUGCAAGUAAAGUUCCAGAAGAAGCUACAAUCAAAGCAAUGGAGGACUUCUAUAAGGAAAUCUAUGCAGUGAAUGGCAUUACUGAAAUUAAGUUUCCAAAGCAUUAUCCUGUUUCGAGACUUUUAGGGUGUGUUGAAGUGGUUGGCUGUGUUAGACGCGAAGAACUUGCAAGCUGGGAGGCAGUACCUGAAGGGGCAAGGUUAGAAGGACAAACUGAUUUUUGCUGGCUUUGUGAAGAGCCACAGAAAUUGUUAGUUCCAUUUGAGAUGCGAGGCUAUCAAGGUGUUUAUAACUUGGAAAAGAAGAUAUAUGAAGCUGCUGUUAGAGGGCUCGCCCCAGUUAAAGGUCCAAUGCCAGUAAAAUUUCCCCUUCCAAAUCCUCGCAAUCGUUUUUCCUUAAAACCAGGGUCUGUUUUGAUGCAAUUACCUGAGAAAGCAUCUGAAGUGGAGAAAUCAUCAAGUCUCACAGCAGCCAUUGCUGGUGCACGUGCGGCAGCUAACCAGUUCAACAAAAAAGUUCAAGAACCGUUAGUAAAUACCGUCCAGAAUACCAAUUCUAAUUCCGGACGAAGUGACCAAGUGAACAGAAAGGCUCUGGAAGUACAUAGAGAACCUUCAGUGUCAAAUGAGACAGAGCAAAGCAAUUGCAUAAAGUGUGAGAAAAGCAGGUGUGGUCAAACUCGUCCAGAUAUGAAACGGCUUCAUGGAGGCCCUGCUAAGAUUUUUGCUGCCGCAGUUAGAGAGCUGAAGUUUUCCUGAUCUUAUGUUGGACCCCAUUGGAAAUGAGUUUUGCAUAGUAAUUCUCCUAUACAAGUAGUCUCCAAAAGUUUAUCGUUUCUCGCAGAGAUUCAAGUCAGCUCUUGUUCACUAGUUUAGGUUUACAGUAAAUAUAUUUUGAUAGAAUUACGUAUUAGGAUUCAAUAAUGGUAAGAUGCAUAGAUUUUUACAGAGUUGAGAUUGUCGGAAGGAUUUUAAACUUGGAUGUAUUUCACUCACAGAAUUGUCUUAAUGUAUGGGAACUUCAAAAUGUUUGUCUAUGAGAAAUUCUUUCUUGA
Messenger RNA from Manihot esculenta (cassava), 1338 nucleotides. RefSeq lists its product as uncharacterized. Gene Ontology annotation, biological process: positive regulation of DNA-templated transcription. The transcript is spliced from 7 exons. The record is from RefSeq and is a predicted model, not a curated record. NCBI's taxonomy places the organism in Eukaryota, Viridiplantae, Streptophyta, Magnoliopsida, Malpighiales, Euphorbiaceae. The coding region runs from base 119 to 1042 and encodes 307 amino acids. Gene Ontology annotation, cellular component: nucleus. Gene Ontology annotation, molecular function: transcription coactivator activity.